GAUAUCAAGUUCCGGAUACCGAUUGUUGCCUGCGUUUAAUAUUGGUUUUGGUUACACUGACGGGUGUCGCUUCCUGUUGAGAUUGCUUUUCUCCCUUUUCUUCUUCCUCUACUUCUUCUUUCUUUCGUCAUGUUCAUUUCAUCUGUCAAGCAGUUGUAAAACUCUAUUGGGCCCGGCAAGGCGGACCCGGCAAGUUGGACCGGAAAGUUGAGAAUUGGCCGAUCGUUCCACCAUUCCCACAUCGGCUUUUCAGUAUCGUGCGACUUGUAAUUCACCGCCGCUCCCGGACUCUCUUCUCACCACAUAGCACAAGCUGGCUAUUUCAGACUCUUGAAGGCAUGGCACUCUUGGAGGGACCGGUCCUGUACGCGCUCGGCCUCAUUGGCGUUAUUAUCAGUUACCGCUUUCUAAUCUACACCCCAACUCUAACACGAAACGGAGCCCCCUUGAGAAAACCCCCCAACACUCUUCCGAUAGCUGGGAAUGGCCUUGUAUUCAUCCAGGCACGCCAGAAGCUUUUCGAGUAUUUCACCAAGUGUGAGCGUCAGUUUGGUUACGAGACCUUCCAGAUCUCUGUUCCCACACUGCCGCCGGGGGUCGUCAUCAACGAUCCCAAGAAUUUAGAGUUCGUAUACAAGCACGAAGGAACUUUCACCAAAGGGGAAUUCUUCAAGCGACUAUCAUGGGACUUAUUCGGUGGUGGCAUCAUCAACUCAGAUGGCGACCUGUGGAAAGUACAGAGGAAAGCCGGACUCGGUUUCCUGAACGUGCAAAACCUGCAAGUUUUAACCGAUGUCGCCUUGCCCAAGUACCUAGACCAAAGCCUUGACCUGCUCAAAAAGCGAGGCGACGAUGGCGAAUCCGUGGACUUGCAAAUGGUGUUUCAUGAGAUUACCAGCCAGCUCAUGGGGAAAAUGGCGUAUAACAUGGAGAUGCACGCUGACGAUGAGUUUACUUUGGCCUUCGAAUAUGCCUCCGGCGGGACCACGGCCAGGUUCCAAAAUCCUCUCUGGUUUAUCACUGAGAUGUUUACCGGCUAUAAAUUUCGAAAGUCGUUAGCAGUUGUCACGUCCUAUGGCAAGAAGAUUGUGCAGAGUGCAGUGAACGACCGGCACUCGGGCAAAGAGACCGGUGGCAGUAAGCUGGAUGAGAUUUCAGGCUCGUUGAUCCAGUCCCUGCUUGACUCUAUCGAUAACGAGAAGAUUGUCGCCGAUUCAGCCCUCAAUUAUCUGUCUGCUGGCAGGGACACUGUUGCGCAGGCUCUGACUUGGACAUUCAUGCUGCUCAUGGAAAAUCGAUUCGUUACUGGAAAACUGCGGAACGAGAUUCAGGAAAUCCUCAACGAAGACGGCAGCGAUAUAGAUGUCAAGGUAAAUGGUGGAAAUGUGGACCCUACAGUAUUCACUCCGACGACGUUACCAUACGCGAUGGCUGUGUUCUAUGAAGCGUUACGGUUGUUCCCUCCAAUCCCAUUCGAAAUCAGGCAAGCGGAGAAAGACGUCACACUACCCGACGGCACAUUCUUGCCAAAGAGUUCCAUCGUUUUGUGGUGCACAUGGGCCAUGAACAGGUCAAGGAUCAUGUGGGGAGAGGACGCUGAUUCCUUCCGUCCUGAUCGCUGGCUUGUCGACGGUAAAUUCGUGACUAAGAGCGCCUCAGAAUUUCCAGUAUUCAACGGCGGAGCCAGGACAUGUCUGGGCAAGAAGAUGGCAGAAGUAAUGGCAGUCCAGAUCAUCGCAUCAAUGAUGUUGACUUUCGACUUCAUGCCGGCAUAUGGAACAAAGCGUGUGAGCAAGAGCAGUCUCACCUUACCGAUGGAGGACGGGCUCCCGUGUUAUGUGCGAGCAAGGAAUCACAGACCAGAAUUAUAGAUCAGUUUGCUUUUUUGGCAAUUAGACAUUGAUAUCC
This is a messenger RNA of Truncatella angustata, 1908 nucleotides long. RefSeq names its product cytochrome P450. Bases 339 to 1871 code for a protein of 510 amino acids. Gene Ontology annotation, molecular function: oxidoreductase activity, acting on paired donors, with incorporation or reduction of molecular oxygen; monooxygenase activity; iron ion binding. The record is from RefSeq and is a predicted model, not a curated record. The transcript has a single exon. Lineage: Eukaryota; Fungi; Ascomycota; Sordariomycetes; Amphisphaeriales; Sporocadaceae.